Molecule: messenger RNA, 294 nt
Organism: Penicillium nucicola
Lineage: Eukaryota; Fungi; Ascomycota; Eurotiomycetes; Eurotiales; Aspergillaceae
Product: heat shock factor-binding 1 family protein
Exons: 3
Biological process (GO): cellular heat acclimation
Cellular component (GO): nucleus; cytosol
Molecular function (GO): transcription corepressor activity
Source: RefSeq, a predicted model, not a curated record
GCAGUCUAUUCUGGUUGUACAUAUUCUACAAUGGCUGAAGAUCCCAAGUCCCCCUCCCCAGAGAAGCUGUCACCAGCACCAGAGGGCGAGUCUCUUCUGUCUCAACCGAACUCCGAUGCACAAGGCCAGCUUACAGCGGCCGUUGAUGAAUUGCUAGAUCAGCUGCAAAGCAAGUUUGAGAAUGUCUCCACAGAAAUGUUUGGAAAGCUGGACGACAUGACGAAACGUCUGGACGAACUUGAGGCAUCUUUGACCGCGUCUUCCGAUUCUGCCACCGCAACUCCAACCAAAUAA